Molecule: messenger RNA, 4737 nt
Organism: Aphis gossypii (cotton aphid)
Lineage: Eukaryota; Metazoa; Arthropoda; Insecta; Hemiptera; Aphididae
Gene: metro
Product: MAGUK p55 subfamily member 7
Exons: 13
Coding region: 520-2403 (627 amino acids)
Cellular component (GO): plasma membrane; cell-cell junction
Molecular function (GO): protein binding
Source: RefSeq, a predicted model, not a curated record
ACAUCCAGCGUCGUGGAUGAAAAUAAUAAAACAAUCAAUAAUUAUAAUUAAAAUUGUGGAUUUGCCGGUGGACUGGCGGUCGCAGCCCCACGAGGCCUGCUGACGACGGUGCACCGUGCAGUAAGUGGAUGAGUAGGAGGGGAAGGGAGGCGCCCUGCGUUGGCGGCACUGCGGCAGUUUCAGCUGACCCAGAAUCGGAUCGCGCGCGCCAGCCAGUCCUGCGGGAAAAAAUAAAAUAAGAGAAAAAAAUAGACAAAAUACACGAUAUUAUAUGUAAGCGAAGCUGUAUUACUGUGUCCUAUGCCUUUUUCUUAAUUAUUGUGCUAAAUUAUUACUUUAUACCAAACUACCGUUAAAUGCAAACGCCGUGUCCGUGUGUACGUCAUUCCGCAACGCUGUAGUGAUUAGUGUGUAGGACUGCACGCUGACACGGUGAUGUCAACGAUUAUUGUCGUGGACGGGCGUUCUUCUGUUGCUGGUUGUGCUAUGCCCGUCGUAUAAGUGUAUUGUUAAAAAGACAUGAGUGUUGCAAUGGAACAGAACGGCGGUGGGGCCUUCGAUCCUGUUGUGCUCAUUUCUCGUUUAGCUUUGGCUGGCCUAUUGGAGUCGUUAGUGGGAUCACGAGAUGCCAUAUCCGCAUCCAAAGAAGAACUGGACUUUUUGUCCAACUUAUUGCAAAGUAAGGAACUGCACGCUCUUUUCAAAGUCUACAAUACCAUUGUUGACCGGGUUCGUGACGAUCGACGAUGUUCUCCGGUCUUGUCAAGUUCCAUGCAAACUACAUUGGACGUCAUGGAAGUUAUAUUGCCCAGGAUUGCUCUCAGUGAUACAUCCAGACAACUUUUUCAACUAUUACAAAAUCCUCAUAUACAGGGACUUCUGUGUGCCCAUGACGCAGUAGCUCAAAAAGACUACCUGCCCCGACUGCCAGACAUUCCUCAAGAAAUGGAUGAGGACGAAGAGACAAUCAAGAUUGUACAAUUGGUUAAAAGCACUGAACCAUUGGAUGGGGAACCUGAUUCGGCUGAACCAAUUGUGGGUGCCACAAUAAAAACUGAUGAAGAAAAUGGGAAAAUCAUUAUAGCAAGGGUCAUGCAUGGUGGUGCUGCAGACAGAUCUGGUUUAAUAAAUGUAGGUGAUGAAGUUUGUGAAGUUAAUGGAAUUAAUGUUGAAGGAAAGUCACCGGCAGAUGUACUCCAAAUACUACAACAUUCUGAAGGGACAAUAACAUUCAAACUAAUUCCGGCAGACACGAAAGGUGGAGCACGAGAAAGCAAAAUGAAAGUUCGAGCCUAUUUUGAUUUUAACACUGAUGUUGAUCCUUACAUUCCAUGCAAAGAAGCUGGCCUAAGUUUUACCAAAGGAGAGAUACUUCAUAUCGUUAGUCAGGAUGAUCCUUAUUGGUGGCAAGCUCGCAAAGAAGGCGACCGUAACAUGAGAGCUGGACUUAUACCAAGUAAAGCUCUUCAAGAACGUAAAAUAAUUCAUGAAAGAUUGUCUAUGGCUGAUCAAAAAAAAAAAUGGGUCCUGGAUACCAUUAAUGGGGGUUGUAUUGGUGGGGGCGGUAUGACAUGUUUGCCAGACCGUUCAUUAGCCAAGGACCCAUUAUGUGGGUCACUGGCCGCUCUGAACGAUCUCGGUGAAGACAUGGCGUCCGAAUGUUCGGUACGUACACGUGUUAAAAAAGUUAUCUAUGACGCAGCUGAAAGUGAUGACUAUGACCGUGAAGACAUUGCAACUUAUGAAGAAGUGGUCAAGUUGUAUCCAAGACCUGAACUUCCUCGACCUAUCGUUUUGGUUGGACCACCUGGAGUUGGUAGAAAUGAGCUGAAGAGACGUAUUAUGGAAUUAAAUCCUGACAAAUAUCAUACACCUGUACCACACACAUCCAGAUCUCCUCGGCCCGGAGAAGUAAAUGGUAAAGAAUACAAUUUUGUCCCAAGAGAAUUGAUGGAAGAACAAAUAGCCCGUGGUGAAUUUUUAGAAUUUGGUGAAUACAAAGGCAAUCUUUAUGGCACAUCUUUAGAAAGUGUUAAAUCAAUCAUACGUUCCGGACUUACGUGUAUUAUAAAUCCACAUUAUCAGGCAUUAAAAAUGUUACGCAAUCCUGAUAUAAAACCUUACAUUGUAUAUAUUAAGCCACCAGUAUUUGACAUAUUAAAAUCAACUAGAAAUGCAGCAUUUGCUAUGUCAACAUUUGAUGAAACAAAUUCUAGAGGUUUUACAGAUGAUGAGUUCAAUGAGAUUCUAAGGAGUUCCAAGCGAAUAGAAUUUCUUUAUGAUCAUUGGUUUGAUGAAAUAAUAGUAAAUGAUGAUUUCAAGUCAGCUCUGGAGCAACUAUUAGAAGCAGACCAUAAAUUAAAAACCGAACCAUUAUGGGCACCUGCUGCUUGGUUACAGUAAUUUUAACAAAACUAGUCAAUCAUUCUUAACUCGCCACCAAAACAGUAUUUAUAAAUGUCCAAUAGAACACAUCAAUUUUCGACCAAUAUAAAAAUGAAACAAUCUACCAUUUUGUUCUAAUUCUGAAUGGAUGUAGAUAUAUACUUUUAAUAGAUUUUAAAAUAAUAUAAAAGUUAGAGAAGAGUAUUGAUAAUAAAAUACAAUUCUUUACACACAAUAAUUUAUUUAUGCUUUUAGAAACAAUGUUAAAUAACUUAAUAAUACGCUAUUUACGGUUGUGAAAUAUUUUUUAGAUUAUAACUAAUAUAUUUUUACCCAUUUCUAGUCAAUAAUUUGGAAAAUCCCACAUUUAUUGAGAUUUAUUAGUAAGUGUUAGGUUUUACAAAUUAUGUUUUCUGAAACUUUAUUAUUACUAAUUAUUUUUAGUAUAGGCAUUAAGCAAAAUUUCAGGAAAUAUAUUUUGUUUUAAUACAAAUUAUAUUAUUGUUAAAUUCUUAAAUAGAAUCUAUAGUAUACAUGAUUCAAAAUCAUACACACAAUACACCAGACAUAUACCAACACUUUGUAACUGUGUAAUUAUUCAAAUUUAAUUUUGUUACACACUGUAUGAUAACAUUUUAAGUAUGCUGUUAUUAUGUUGUAUUUCAUUCAUAUUUCAUAAUAUGACAAUUGAACAAAUAUUUGUACUUAUUUAAAAUCUUAUUGAAUUAAUUUUUAAAUCUGUUUUACAGCCUAAUGUGAAAUUGAAAAUAUAUGAAUUAUUUAUCAUCUUUAUCUAAUGAUGAAAUACAUAAAUAUAAUAUUAGGGUACAUUUGUUAUAUAAUUGUGUUAUUGUAACUAUUUUUUCUCUAUUUAAAAAAAUGUUUUAAUAGUUUAUUCAGUGGUUUUUAGAAUAUUGAGAUGAAAUUUAUGUAUACUGAACAUUUAAUAAAAUGUUAAUUUAAAUCUUAAAUAUUUUACUUUGUUUUAUAUUAUAAACAUUUCAUAAUUGUUUAAAGAAAACUGUUUGGUUUACAUAAAAAUAUACUACAUUUUUCAAUUUUCACCGUUAAAUGAUACCUAGUGUGUUCAAGUGAAUAUAAUGUUUUAUGUCACAUGAAUGAAACUAAGUACCGUUACAGAAAAUAUAAUAAUAUAAUAUGUAUGUUUUUUUUCAUAUUUACUAAAACUCAAAUACCAACAGAUAACACUGUUAUAUUUGGUUGGCAGUUACAUAAAUAACUGAAUGUCAUCGGUCAUUGAUCAUCACCACUCAUCAUGACAUAUGAUUAUAUGAACUAAAAAUUUAUCUUAAAAUUGGUAUUUUUGAUUUUUAUUGGGAAGUUUGAAUAAUAAUAAAUAAUAAUCAUACUAUUGUUAAUUAUUUUGUGUCUCAACGGUGAAAAUUAGAGAUAAAAAUCCUAUUACUUCAGUAUAUUGUUUUUAGCAGUUUUUAGUAGCUGUUGUCAUAUAUUUUAUCAUAUUAAUUUUUAUAAAUAUGUAUUAGUACUAUGAAACAUCCAAAUUGAAUAAACAAUACACCUUAAAUGAGUUUUUAAUUUUAAAAAUAUAAUAUAAAUUCAGACACAUGAGUUGGAAAUAGGAAUAUCACUAAUAUUUAAUUAUAAAAUUUAAACAAUACCAACAUUUUUCCACUAGAAUCUGCUAUCUAUGGUUAUUUUUUACAAAGAUAUGUUUUACAAAUUUAUAUUAAAACUUAGCCUAAGUAUGGCACAUAAGGUAAUUAUUUUGCCAUCUUGGGAAUACAAAAUAAGCUUAUUUAAAAUAGUAGUCAUUUUUUUCUUUAAAGAAAAUUUACAAUCUGUAUAUAAUUAAAACAAUAAGCAAAUUUGAUAUUUACAAAGAUUACUUAUAGUUGAGUUAUAAAAUGUGUUCAUUUAAUCAUAAUUAAAUAUAAAACAAAUAUUUCAUUUUUAAGGCACACAAAUUACAAAUGUUUACUUAAAAUAAUUAGUUGAAUACUAUCAUUGGACAUUGAUUAUAAAGUAGAUCAAUGAUAUUAAGGAUAAGUUAUCAAAAUAUAUUUAAUUUUAACAAAUGAAGUAAAUAUGUAAUAAUUAUUUACAAUAAAACUUGGACAUGUUUACUAUUAUAUUCAUAAGAUAUAAAAUACUACAUUAAAUUUAUUGUUUUAUAUUCAAUAACAUAAAGAAUAUAAUAAGAUGAAAAUUAACCGAUUUCCAUAUUUACUUGAUUCAUUAUUAUAAAUAAAUAAUUUUAGAUCUCAUAAGAUUACACUAUUAAUAUUUAAUACAUUUAAAAUCCUAUACAUAUUUUCAAUGAUAAUGUUUAUGAAAUAUUAACAAAAUAUACCUAACUAUACUAAUCUAACC